AUGGCCGCGCCUGGAGAGCCUUGCACUGGCCUGAGGGUCUGGAACCAGACAGAGCAGGGACCUGUGGCCCAUCAUUUGCUCAGCCUGUGCUUCCUGAGAGCAGCUGGGAGCUGGGCGCCCCCCAUGUACCUCUGGGUCCUCGGCCCCAUCUACAUCUUCCACGUCCAUUGCCAUGGCAGGUGCUUCCUCCGGAUGUCCCACCUCUUCAAAGUCAAAAUGGUAGCCACAGGGAGCCUGGGACCAGGGAGCCUGGAAGAGGUGGGGGUGGGCAGCUGUGAUGGGGGCAGGCUGAACCUGGCAGCGACUCCACACCUCUCAUCAGCAAGAACUUAG
Messenger RNA from Cricetulus griseus (Chinese hamster), 333 nucleotides. The record is from RefSeq and is a predicted model, not a curated record. NCBI's taxonomy places the organism in Eukaryota, Metazoa, Chordata, Mammalia, Rodentia, Cricetidae.